AUGGCUAGUAAAGAGCUGGCUGAACUCUGCGAGGUCAUCCUGCAAGACACCUAUGGUGAACUUGCCUCGUCCAUUGUCGCUAUAUUGUUCGCUCAUGGUCGAUUAACUGCUUCUCAAAUCUCCAAGAAUACAAAGAUACCCCUUGCUGCUGUACAAAGAACGUUGGUGGCCUUGAUUCAGAACCGAUUUGUCUUGUACUGGCAGGAUCUUGAAGGAUCGAAGAACGUGUACUAUUAUGCUAAUUGGCAACAAUGCUACUCAAUUUUAUGGACUGGUCAAAUCAUCACAACUGUUAAUAAGAUGUUUUCAGAGAAUCUUAAUACCAGCUCUCAAGCAUCUAAAGCUGCUGAAGUGGUAAAGAACAUGCAUAUAUUUGGACAUAUGAAAGUGCAGGACUACCUGGAUGCACAUUCGCCUGAAGAUUCGAACGAGAUUUCAUCUGUGAUGACUAGUCUUGUUAAACAGAAAAUCCUGACCCCGUUGUAUGAUUUUGAAUUUCACCCUAUUGAGGAUAUUUUUGGACAGCUAUAUCAGAAACACUACAAAUUAAUUAACGCAGACAGAAGUGGGCCUCAAAGUGAAAUAGCUAAAAAAGGCGCUGCAACAAUCGCUGCUGAAACAGAUAAAAGUGCUUUGUUGACUCGUAAAGAUGAGGCCAAUAUCGGCCUGAUAAAAGUCGAGACGGCGUCUAAAAAUGGAGGGGCUAAUCGAGCUCGAAAGAUCAUAGGUUCUAGACGAAACGCAUCAGCUGAGAAUGAAUCCUGGACUGUAGAUAAGGAUAUCGUUUUGUCUGUUAACCACGAAAAAUAUUUAUUACUAGCAAGGAAUAAUGACCUUGUGAAACUAGCAUCCAAACGUGUCGGUAAAGUCACUGGACAAGUGUAUAAACGACUAUUAGCAUGUUACGAAUCCAAAAUUUCAAGGUGUAAUCAGGAAAUCCAGCCCGGCGUUGACUUUAACAUUUCUACCAUGGAGGUUGCCAAGGGUAUAGAUAGCCAGCUGGACGUCCAGGGGUCAAUAGUUAUGCCUUCCAAUAAGAGGAAGGUAAAGCAAGAGGUUGAUGAUGGCGGCCGUCUGAGAAAAAAGACAAGAUUGGAUGGUGAUCUAAAUGGAGGUCUAGAUGAUGAUGUUGGUGAUGACGAUGAUGAUUUGCUCGAUGAUGAUGACGCAUAUGAUGAUGAUGGUCAUAGUGAUAUGAACGGAAGCACUAAUGGUAGCGGUUCAGUUAACGGUAAGACGUCAGUUGAGGCUACCAACCGUCAUUUAGAGCUUCUAGCAGACUCACCAAUCCGUUUUGUUCGGAAAGUUGGCAAUCGUGGCGGUGGUGAAUGGUUUGUUCCAUUUAACGAACUUGUCCAGGAUCUUAAACGUGUCACAUAUGAAGAUAUCAUUACUCGUAAAUAUGGACCGGUUGCAACCAGACUGUUACGAGUUAUUCGAGAGAAGGGCAAAGUGGACGAAAAGUUAUUAUCUCAGAUUACUUUACUACAAUCUAAAGAUAUCUGCAGUCAUCUCACUGACUUGCAAGGUAUAGGAUGCUUGAACCUCCAGGAAGUCCCAAAAACGAAUGACCGUGCUCCUGGUAGAAACUUUUAUCUUUGGUUUCACAAGCCUACUCGAGCCUACUCACUUCUAGUCCAAGACCUAUACAAGACCAUGAACAGGCUCUAUACUAGGUUAGGAUCAGAGCGAAAGACUUCGUCGAUCCUGCUUGCUAAACUUGAGCGAGAAGACGUCAAGGGCAAUGAGGAGACGUAUCUUUCUGCCCAAGAAAAGAGAGAGCUUGCCGAACUUCGACGAGCCGAAGAGAAGCUUCUUGUGCAGCUCUUCCGUGUCGAAGGAUUAGUGCGGAUCUUUAGAGAUUAUUAA
Messenger RNA from Sugiyamaella lignohabitans, 1869 nucleotides. It is a transcript of the gene RPC82, whose product is annotated as Rpc82p. Gene Ontology annotation, cellular component: RNA polymerase III complex. The record is from RefSeq and is a predicted model, not a curated record. Lineage: Eukaryota; Fungi; Ascomycota; Dipodascomycetes; Dipodascales; Trichomonascaceae. The transcript has a single exon. Gene Ontology annotation, biological process: DNA-templated transcription. The coding region runs from base 1 to 1869 and encodes 622 amino acids. Gene Ontology annotation, molecular function: single-stranded DNA binding.